Messenger RNA from Nerophis lumbriciformis (worm pipefish), 4589 nucleotides. RefSeq names its product soluble guanylate cyclase 88E-like. Gene Ontology annotation, cellular component: guanylate cyclase complex, soluble. Lineage: Eukaryota; Metazoa; Chordata; Actinopteri; Syngnathiformes; Syngnathidae. The record is from RefSeq and is a predicted model, not a curated record. Gene Ontology annotation, molecular function: guanylate cyclase activity; heme binding. Gene Ontology annotation, biological process: response to oxygen levels; cGMP biosynthetic process; nitric oxide-cGMP-mediated signaling.
AUGGAGCUGCUGUCCUGAAGAGGCUGGCUGAGGUUUUCAUGAGGUUGAGCAGCACUGAGGUGAGCUCCCGUCUGGUCCACUCUGACAAGAACCUCUCCUCAGCUGAGCAGUUAAAUCGGGCAGCACCGAGCCCCGUGAAGAUGUACGGCCUGUACUUGGAGGCGGUCAACGACUACAUCAACGAAUCCUACGGCGAGGACGUGUGGCGGCUGAUUGAGAACCGAGCCGAGAUCCCUCACCUGAAGUUUGUCAGGCAUCAGAUGUACAAUGACAACCUGAUCCUGCGUCUAGCGAAGGCCGCGGGUGAAGUGUUGGGAAAAACCCACGAUGAGCUGAUGUACGCCUUCGGAGUCUACAUGGUGAAGAGGAUCGGGAACUACGGCUAUGAGCGGAUCCUGAAGGUUUUGGGACGAAACGUCCGCGACUUCAUCAACGAACUGGACAACCUGCACGAGUACUUCCGCUUCUCCUUCCCCAAAGUUCAGCCGCCGAGCUUCUGCGUGGAGGAGGAGUGCGAGACCAGCCUGACGCUGCACUACCGCAGCACCCGCAAAGGCUUCACGCAGUUUGUCAAAGGCCAACUCUCCCAGGUGGGCCGCCAGUUCUACAACACAGAUAUCGAAGUGGAGAUCUUAUCCAAAGAGGAGACAGAAAAGAUGACAUAUGUGGUCUAUAAGAUGAACUUUGACAAUGCUGCCUUCAAGCACCGCAUGCCCCAGCAAAAGACGGCACCAAGUUAUGAGAAGCUUCCCAUGAAGCGAGGUAUCUUUUUUGACAUGUUCCCCUUCAGCGUCAUCUUCCGGCGCAACAUGACCAUGUACCGCGUUGGUGACGGCCUCAAAGAGGUCUUCUCUGACCUCCAGGGCAAGAAGGUCAAUGAGGAGUUCACUCUGGUCAGGCCGAUGCUGGAGUUCAGUUGGGACAACAUCUACACCCACCUGAACAACGUCUUUGAGCUGAUGUCUGAAGCAGUGGUGGAGAGCAAACAAAAAGUCAACAUUCCUAAACUGAACAAAGAGGAACCCGAAGAAAAAGAGGAGAGCAAGAAAGCAAAAAGGGAAGAAGAAAGAGAACAAAAGUCAGUCGAGGAGAUAAAGGGCACAGACCAGGAGUAUAGUAGCGCUCUGACUCAGUAUAACAGUUCUGCUAACUCUGGAGGCGAAGACAUCGAGCUGCUGGCUUUCCAGACUGUCACAGGCAAAUGCAGUGAAACCAUCUUCGAAGACAUGCGGGAGCCCCCUAAAAAGCCUCUCCACCUGAAAGGCCAGAUGAAGUAUGUCCCCCAGUGGGACUCUCUCAUCUUCCUGGGGACGCCCAUCAUUGAGACAGUGGAGGACAUGAUCAAGAUGGGCGUCUACGUCAACGAUUUGAAUCUACACGACUCCAGCAGAGAGCUGAUCCUGGCUGGGACGCAGCAGUCAGCUGAGCUGCAGCUGGCCCUGGACCAGGAACAACAAAAGUACGCUCAGCUGCAGGAAAUCAUAAAGAAGCUGGAUGAAGAGAAGAAGAGAGGCGACUCCUUGCUGUACGCCAUGAUCCCUAAGGCUGUAGCCGACCGCCUCAGGAAGGGAAUCACAGCUCUGGAAACAUGUCAGGUCUUCCCCGAUGUGACCAUCCUGUUCAGCGAUGUGGUCAAGUUCAAUGAGAUCUGCAUCCACAUCACGCCCAUGCAGGUGGUGGACAUGCUCAACGAGAUCUACAUCGUCUUUGACACGCUCAGCGAGAAGCACAACGUUUACAAGGUGGAGACGAUUCGUGACGCCUACAUGGUGGUGGCAGGCGUUCCCAACAAGACCACGUUCCAUGCCCAUCACAUCUGUGAUAUGGCCUUGGACAUGCUGAGCUCAAUCGACCACUUGAAGGACCCGUCCACCGGGGACAAUAUUCAGAUCAGAGUGGGGGUCCACUCGGGAAUGGUGGUGGCCGGCGUGGUGGGUCUGAAGAUGCCUCGCUAUUGUCUCUUUGGAGACACCGUGAACACGGCCUCCAGGAUGGAAAGCAAUGGCGUGGGCAUGCAGAUACACAUCAGUCAGACCACCAAAGAUCACCUGGAACACGAGCCCUACAGCAUAGAGGAGAGGGGCAAAAUCUUUGUCAAGGGUAAAGGCUACAUGAAGACUUACUGGCUGAAGGGAAAGAAGACUCCAGCUGAGCUGCGUUACAUAAGCGAGCAGAAGGACUCAGAGGACAAAAGUUCAAAUGGCUCCACCAGCACCUGUGCCAAGCGCAGCGACUCCUGUGUCCCCACCAGUGGCGGCGAGGAGCAGGCGGAGGGCAAGCCCAGCCCCAGUGACCUCCCUCCGGACACCGUGCCACCGCCGGAGGCUGCCACUGAGCCCCUCAACACUUCGGACGAGCUUCAGGAAAAAGAGAAAUCCAAAAAGACUAAGAACAACAAAGGAGCCAAGCUGGACGCGGCCCAGGGAAACCCCGUGUCUGAGUUGAUGCCGCCCACCGAUGAGCUGGAGAACCUGGGAGCGUUUCUACACAACAAGAGGAACAGCUUCAGGCAGCAGUAUGCCAAGCUGCCCGCCAACUUGCCCAUAAGGAGCGCCUCCUGCACCCUCCUGUGAACCCCCACCAUUACCACCACGACGUUGACAUCAUGUCAUGACAAAAUGACAUAGCAUCACAACAUCAUGACCCAAGGCACUAUGACGUCAUGAUGGUGUGGUGCCAUGACAUCACAAUAGCGUGGCGCCAUGACAACACAACAUUAUAAUGGUGUGGCACCAUGACAUCAUAAUGGUGUGGCGCAACGUUAAUAUGACAUCAGAAUGGUGUGGUGUCAUGAAGUCGUGAUGGUGUGCCGUCAUGACAUCAUAAUGGUGCGGCGCAACGUAAAUAUGACAUCAGAAUGGUGUGGUGUCAUGAAGUCGUGAUGGUGUGGCGCCAUGACAUCAUAAUGACAUGGCAUCAUGAUUUUGUGACAUAACGAUGUCAUGACAUUAUGACACCAUAAUGGCGUGGUUCCAUCCAUCCAUCCAUUUUCUACCGCUUGUCCCUUGACAACACAAUGGCGUGGCAUCAUUACAUCAUAAUGGUGUGGCGCCAUGACAUCAUAAUGACGCGGCAUCAUGGCUUUGUGACAUAACGGUGUGAUGACAUUAUGACACCAUAAUGGCGUGGUUCCAUCCAUCCAUCUAUCCAUUUUCUACCGCUUGUCCCUUGACAUCAUAAUGGUGUGGCACCGUGACAUCACAAUGGCGUGGCAUCAUUACAACAUAAUGGUGUGGCGCCAUGACAUCAUAAUGACGCGACAACAUAAUUUGGUGACAUCACAACGAUGUCAUGACAUUAUGACACCAUAAUGGCAUGGUUCCUUGACAUCAUAAUGGUGUGGCACCGUGACACCACAAUGGCGUGGCAUCAUUACAUCAUAAUGGCGUGGUGCCAUGACAUCAUAAUGGCAUGGCAUCAUUACUUUGUGACAUUAUAACGGUGUCAUGACAUUAUGACACCAUAAUGGCGUGGUUCCAUCCAUCUAUCCAUUUCCUACCGCUUGUCCCUUGACAUCAUAAUGGUGUGGCACCGUGACAUCACAAUGGCGAGGCAUCAUUGCAUCAUAAUGGUGUGGCGCCAUGACAUCAUCAUGACAUGGCAUCAACACUUUCUGACAUCAUAACGAUGUCAUGACAUCAUGACAAUAUAAUGGUGUGGUGCCUUGACAUCAUAAAGAUGUGGCAUCAUGACUUCGUGACAUAACGGUGUGGCAUCAUGACAUUAUGACAUCAUAAUAGUGUGGCACCAUGACAUUCUAGUGGUGUGGUGCCAUGAUAUUAUGACACCAUAGUGGCGUGGUGCCUUGAGAUCAGAAUGGUGUGGCAUCAUGACUUUGUGACAUCAUAACGGUGUCAUGACAGUAUGACACCUUAAGGGCAUGGUGCCUUGACAUCAUAAUGGUGUGGCAUCAUGGCUUCGUGGCAUCAUGGCUUCGUGACAUAACGGCGUGGCGCCAUGACAUUAUAACACCAUAAUGGUGUGGUGCCUUUAGAUAAUAACGGUGUGGCACCAUGAUAUCAUGACACCAUAAUGGACACAUAAUGGAGUGGCGCCAUGACAUCACACAUCAUAAAGGCAUAGCGCCAUGACAGCAUGACAUCAUAAUGGCCUGGCAUCAUGACUUUGUGACAUAACGAUGUCAUGACAUUAUGCCACCUUAAGGGCAUGGUGCCUUGACAUCAUAAUGGCGUGGCAUCAUGGCUUCGUGACAUCCAUUUUGAACCGUGCACAAAAACACAAACUUAUUUCUAGCGUCCCUGAUGCUUUUUGUUUUUAUGAUUGGACUUUUCACCUGGGAGAUGAUGACAACAGACAACAGAAUAUUUGGGCAAUAAACACUUUUUGUAUUGUACGAGUAUAGACAUCUUCUGUUUUGUUGAAAGUAGACAUAUGGUUCAUGGUCCAGCGAGUUAUUAAGUAGAAUGACUUUUACGCCUGCAUGUAAGAUAGUGUGUAUUUAUAUAAAGAUGGAUGUACAGCCUUUAUACACCAAUGCACGUGUGUAUUACUCGCACUAUAGUGGCUCUGGAUGAAGUAACCUAGCUUGCACUGAGGCUUCGUCGCAAUGUACAUAAGUAAAGUAUGAA